This is a messenger RNA of Spinacia oleracea (spinach), 1780 nucleotides long. RefSeq names its product protein BASIC PENTACYSTEINE6. The record is from RefSeq and is a predicted model, not a curated record. Gene Ontology annotation, molecular function: sequence-specific DNA binding; DNA-binding transcription factor activity. Gene Ontology annotation, biological process: response to ethylene. Lineage: Eukaryota; Viridiplantae; Streptophyta; Magnoliopsida; Caryophyllales; Amaranthaceae. Gene Ontology annotation, cellular component: nucleus. The transcript is spliced from 4 exons. The coding region runs from base 344 to 1348 and encodes 334 amino acids.
CAAUAAUUAUAUAAUUAUAAUUAUUUUCAUCAGCAAUUUUCUCUCUCCUCCCCAUCCCCCACCCCCAACUGUUCCUCCCACAUUUCAUUUACUAUAUUCUCUCCGAUUUAGGGUUUCUCUCUCUCUUUCUUACACUCGUUUUUCUCUCUCCUCCAUUUUUUUCGCAAGCUAUGAUUCCUGACUGAGAAAUAUGUUUCCCUCCGCAUAUUCGAUGCUAGAAGACCUCCUUAGCUGAGGUAAUAUCAUCUCACCGGUUCCGAUUAUAAGCAUCUGGGUGGUCGCAAUAAGCCUAUAAAGGUAGCAGCAUUUGUGAACCGUGACAUUUCUCAUAUUUUGAUUUAGAAUGGAUGAUAGCGUGCAUCGUGAAAACGGGAGACAUAAGCCUGAAAUGUAUAAACCACCACAUAGUCAGUGGUUGAUGCAACAGCCACAGUCAAUGAAGCAUAUGAUGUCCAUUAUGGCUGAAAGAGAUGCUGCAAUCCAAGAGAGAAAUAUGGCCAUCAAUGAAAAGAACAAGGCCUUGGAAGAGAGAGACAUGGCAUUUAUGCAACGAGAUACUGCUAUGCAGGAAAGGAAUGAGGCCCUCAUGGAGCGGGAUAAUGCACUGGCAACACUUCAGUAUCGGCAAAAUUCUAUAAACGGUGGUAGUAACAGUUGCCCACCCGGGUGCCAAAUUUCACGUGGUGUAAAACACAUGCACCAUCCUCAGCAACAUAUACAGCAUCCUCCUCAUGUGGGUGAAGUUUCUUAUGACGGGAGAGAAGUUCAGGUACCAGAUGCCCUACCAUUGACUUCUGUAGCCCCAGAGAGCGCAAAAUCCCGGAAAGUGAAACGGCCAAAAGAUCCUAAUGCAGCAUCCCCAAACAAGAAAACAUCGAAAACUGGACGAAAGGCUAAGAGAGAAGGUGAUGACUUGAAUAAGAUUAUGUUCUCCAAAUCUCAAGAGUGGAAGGGAAUGCAGGAUAUGGGAGAUCAUGAUGGCUAUAAGCAAAUGGGUGCGCCGAAAUCUGACUGGAAGGGACCAGAUCUUGGAUUGAACCAAGUAGCAUUUGAUGAGUCAACUAUGCCACCUCCUGUUUGCUCUUGUACCGGGGUUUAUAGGCAGUGUUACAAAUGGGGCAAUGGAGGAUGGCAGUCCUCAUGCUGUACAACAACGAUAUCCGUGUACCCAUUACCAGCAGUACCCAACAAACGACAUGCCCGAGUUGGUGGCCGAAAGAUGAGUGGUAGUGCUUUCAGCAAACUACUCAGUAGGCUUGCUGCUGAUGGACAUGAUCUUUCAACUCCGGUUGACCUCAAGGAUCACUGGGCUAAACAUGGGACAAAUCGCUACAUCACCAUCAGGUAAUACGGUUAGAGACUUAGAAAGUUUGAAUUAAACUAGAUCCAUUUAUAUGUAGCAGUGGAUUUCAGCUACAAGGAAGCGUUUGAAAUAGCAAAUUAGAAAGAAAUGUGGCAAUUCUCGUUUCUUGAAUUCUCUUUCCCGAGGACCAUGAAAUCACUACCUCCUCCUUGGGGUCUAACCGUGGAGCUUAUGAACCGGUAAAUUCAAUUGUGAAAGAGCAUGGUCUUCAACUCGGCACAUCUUGUGAAGUGGUAUUUGUAAAGCAGCAGCUAUUUAAUAUUUCAAGGCAACUCUAAUGUUAAGGUAAUUGUAACAUCCUUGUUAUAUCUAAGAAAAAAGUUGCUUUGCCAACUUUAUUUUUAAAGGGCUUAGUGAAAAACUGGAAGUUCAUGUUUUCUGCUCAUAAUUUGAAACUUUCUGGCUUAGCCUUUAGCA